Messenger RNA from Fusarium redolens, 1094 nucleotides. RefSeq lists its product as uncharacterized. Lineage: Eukaryota; Fungi; Ascomycota; Sordariomycetes; Hypocreales; Nectriaceae. The record is from RefSeq and is a predicted model, not a curated record. The transcript has 2 exons. Bases 319 to 969 code for a protein of 216 amino acids.
UCAAACAUGCAUCCAUUCAUACCCUAAGCAGCUUAUCUAAUCAUCAAUUCGUCAAUUCAAUCAAGUAUCAGAAAUGAAUAUCAUACUGAUUGAUUAGCAUUUUCAAUUAUAUUAAUGUACUAUGUCUCGUUCUUCUUUGUAUGUCCCAAUGUCGGUCAUGGGUGGGAGUAUGUGUGCGAGCGAGAGUGCAUUAUGUCAUUGGCAAAUGUCGCACUUAUACCUCCCUUGCUCUAAUAUCACGAGACAUUCAGAGCUUAAAAUACCCAAAUUAUUAACAUCUCUCGUAUUAUAUCAUAGCAAUCACUUUACUGCCACAUCAUGUCCCAAGGAACUGCUGCUGUUGAUGCUAACGCUAAUACCGGCUUCUGGAAGGAACUCGACUCAUGGAAGACACCUGUAGCUAAAGAGGUCGGUCCUACAGUCGAGGUUGGAUCGAAGGCGCCCUGGUCUCAACACCUUCGCCUUCCAGAUGGAAAACCUACUCUCGUGGUAUUUCUCCGUCAUUGCGGAUGUCCCUUCGCUGAAAAAACAUUCAGAGCUCUCGCCGACCUAUCCGAUAAGUUCCCGGGGGUCCAUUGUGUCGCCAUAUCGCACUCUUCAGAGGAGGCAACGGAUAAAUGGCUGCCCCUGGUCGGUGGCACCUGGAACGUCGAUGUUGUAAUUGAUCAAGAGCGCGACUUGUAUGCCAAAUGGGGUCUCGGAAUCUCAUCAACGUGGCACGCCGUUAACCCUCUCACGCUGUGGAAUGUCUUCAGCCUUGGAAAGAAUGAGGGCAUCUGGAAUCGACCAACAGAGAGUGGCUCGCGGUGGCAGACGAGCGGUGCCUUUGCUGUUGAUCGCGACGGAACUAUUCGUUGGGUUCAUGUGGCGAGAACGGCUGAUGAUAUGCCGGAUCUCAAGGCUGCCAUGACUGCACUUGGACACCCACCUCCUGAGAAUAAGCGCCACUCUAAGCAUGAGCAUGAGUAGAACUCCUGAAGAGGCUGGGGUUAUCUUAGGGUGCAUAUAUACGACUCGAAAAGGGGGCUAUCAGGUAUCCAGACUAAGUAGCGUUCUCACCAGCCUUCACAAGAUAGGGACAGUCAAAGUGCAAU